AUGGAGAGCCCCAAACACACAACCCAACAGGAGCCCGUAUAUGCUGUCUUCAUAUCCGGAACACAUGUUACAGGAAAAGAAGUACUCGCCGCGUCUGUUGCUGAUGCCCUUGGAUGUCGGUGGAUAAAGAGCGAAUGGAUGAACUCUGCUGCCGAAAAAGCAGCCCGGACCCAGUCACAGAGGGGACUCGAUUAUAACACCGUCUUUGGACGUGUCUAUUCCAAUAAACUAGCACAGGUUGGGUUCGACUUUGAUGGGACGCAACGACCUCUUGCUGUUAUAUCUUGCUUUCAUAUGCCACCUUUCGAGAGAAACGCUAUGCGCCAGGCUAUGUUGGAGCGGAAUGUCAAGCCCAUCUUUUGUAUCAUGCACAUUACAACCACAGUCUUGUCAGGGAGGACUCUUGGCGCAGAGGAGCCUGAGCUGGCGGCCAGGAUCAUGGCCAUCAAGGCGGGGGCUAUUCAAGAUCCACUGGAAGAAGAAAAAGAUGUCAUUCUUAUUGAUUCCAUGAAGAACAUGGACGACGUAUUUGUGGAGAUGACGGCAGCUAUCAAAGCGAGAAUCAUAAGCACAUAA
Molecule: messenger RNA, 576 nt
Organism: [Torrubiella] hemipterigena
Lineage: Eukaryota; Fungi; Ascomycota; Sordariomycetes; Hypocreales; Clavicipitaceae
Source: the annotation of a GenBank genome assembly